Messenger RNA from Fusarium verticillioides 7600, 4547 nucleotides. RefSeq lists its product as hypothetical. The transcript has 2 exons. Lineage: Eukaryota; Fungi; Ascomycota; Sordariomycetes; Hypocreales; Nectriaceae. The record is from RefSeq and is a predicted model, not a curated record. Gene Ontology annotation, cellular component: plasma membrane. The coding region runs from base 411 to 4232 and encodes 1273 amino acids. Gene Ontology annotation, molecular function: calcium-activated cation channel activity.
AGUGAUAUUCCCUGUAGCUCCCACUGUCCCAAAUCGCGUCCAAUCAUUCACGGCUUUGUUCUUCUUUUGGAAUCGCCUGCCGCCCAUAAAGCGACAGGGGUCGCCAACCAUGACGCGAGCUAGCUUCACAGGUCAACACUACCAAAUAUCUUGGAAACCUUCCCUUUUGUCACCACCUUUUACCUAGAUUUUCUCUUCUCUCAUGAACCUCACAAAUUGUUUGCCUAUUGAUUCGCCAGUCUCGUGGUCGACUGUUAUGAAACAUCAAUCAACACAAACAUAAUUCUUCGCAACACCCUUUAUUAUCGUUUGAGAAAAGGUCCUUUCUUACCUACUCCCCGUCCGGGGCGCUCUCCCUCCUCCCACGCUCCGUUCACAAGUUCGCUCUUGUCGUCGACCUCAACCCGAAAAUGUCUUCGACAGAAGCCGACGCUUCGGCGUCGGCGACCGAUUCUGCGAGCGGGACAGCAUCAUCUGUAGCCAGCACUAUCGCGAGCUCCUUGAUCUCCUCUGCUAUCUCUGCUUCUGAAACGCUUAGCGGAUCCCGGACGACUUCUGAUGAGCCAACAACAACGACUUCAGGAGUGCUGGGAUCGUCAACCAGCGCUGCCGACAAGGACAAAGGAAUUGGCAUCGUUAGUUUCCUCACUGCCGUGGCUGUCGCCGUGGCCAUUUUUGCGGUUCAGGUUUUACUAUUUCUUUUCCUUCGUAACAAGUUGGCUCGAAUAUUCAAACCGAAAACUUACCUUGUCCCCGAACGCGAACGAACAGAACCCCCACCGAGAGGAAUCGUGAGUAUGAUGAAGACGUUAUGGCACUAUGGAGAUCGAGAAGUGAUCGAGAAAUGUGGUCUCGAUGCCUACUUCUUUCUGCGCUACUUGAAGACUCUUCUCAUUAUAUUUACUCCCAUUUGCGGCAUCGUCAUGCCAAUUCUUAUUCCCAUGAACUAUGUCGGCGGUCGUGGCCAGAAGGUCGAUGUCAAAGACGAUGACGACGAGAGGAAUGAAGGUACACCCACUGGAUUAGACACUCUCGCUUGGGGUAACGUCAGUCCGAAUAAUACAAGCAGAUAUGCUGCUCAUCUAUUGAUGGCCAUUCUCGUGGUUAUAUGGGUGUGCUGGGUAUUUUUCUUCGAGUUACGAGUCUAUAUUAAGGUUCGACAAGAUUACCUCACCAGUGCAGAGCACCGACUUCGAGCUUCUGCCACUACAGUACUUGUCAGUUCUAUUCCCGCCAAAUGGCUCAGUGAGGAGGCACUCAUGGGCCUUUUCGAUGUGUUCCCUGGUGGAAUUCGAAACGUUUGGCUCAAUCGAGAUUUAUCGAGUCUGCUCGACAAAGUGAAGGAACGAGACGAGAUUCACGCGAAGCUUGAAUCAGCACAAACAGAUCUCAUAAAGGACGCAAAAAAGGCACAGCUGAAGCAGAAGAAAGCGGCGGAAAAGAAGGAACGCAAAGAAAUGAAGCUCGGUUCGCUUAGCAAGCAGGAACGGGCAGAUCGACAGGCGGAAGAAGAUGCCGAAGCUCACCGAAUGGCGAUGAGCCCUGGAGGUACCACUGCUGGCGACAAGCACGACGUUCCUCAUACUGUUGAUGCUGGUGUUCGCGAGUCUCAAUACGAGAACUUCAACAACGGCACUCAGAAUAAGUCUGACGACGACAAGAGCCAAUCUAAGGGAUUUAAGGUGCCCCUCUUGGGUGAUCCUCUGGCUAAAGUCGGCCAUGGCAUUUUGGGUGUUGUUUCUAAAGCCGGAAACAACGUGGAUGAGACCCUAGAGACAACCAAUGGCUUCAUUGGCAUGAACCAACCGAAUGAGCCUCGAGCUCCGUCGCGAAGCUCUGAUCGAUAUCGGCUUCGGCCUUCAGUUGACGUGGAAGACAACAGUCCCACCUCGGAAUCUCAACGAGCGCAAAACAACGAGUCGCGUAACACUAACAGGUUAUCGGCUGAGAGUACCACUGCUAUUAACCCAAGAUCAAGAACGCCUAAGCCAGUUGGCAACACCGUCCGAAAGCUCGCGAACGAGGAUGACAUCUACCUGAAAGAGGAUGUCAAGUGGUGGCAGUUUUGGAAACCACCUCCUGGUGCUUAUGCUUCGCCUGUGCCCCAGGGAGAAGCUGCUGCGGCUUACAUGGAAGGCAAAUCAACCGAGAGCAAGCCACUUUGGCAAAGAAUUAAGUACGCUCUCCCAUUCAUGAGCCCGGAUGUGGAAGAGCCUACCGAGUAUCCUGAGGCAUACAACCCUGAUUACCAAGAAGAUGCAGAGCCCGCGGAAUGGGAGAAAUAUCUUAAGAAGAAAGAUCGCCCAACCCAUCGUCUGCCCCUCUUUGGAAAGAAAUGGCUUUUCGCUGUGCCAUUUGUCACCAAGAAGGUUGAUUCGAUCUACUGGUGUCGACAGGAGCUGGCCCGUUUGAAUCUGGAAAUUGAGGAGGAUCAGAAGCACCCUGAGCGAUUCCCGCUUAUGAACUCAGCCUUUAUCCAGUUCAACCACCAGGUUGCAGCACAUAUGGCUUGCCAAAGCGUCAUCCACCACGUUCCCAAACAAAUGGCCCCAAGAAUCAACGAGGUCUCUCCGAAGGAUGUUAUUUGGAACAACAUGGCAUUUUCAUGGUGGCAGGAAUGGUUGCGAUCGGCACUCGUUUUCACAACUGUCAUUGGUAUGAUCAUACUCUGGGCUAUUCCUGUGGCUUGGACAGCUGCCUUGAGUCAACUCGAUAACCUCAUUCGAAACAAUGAAUGGCUGUCUUUUUUGAAGGAAAACGAGGCUGUCCACAACAUUGCCAAGGCCGUGGCAGGUGUCUUGCCUGCCGUUGUCCUCGGUCUGCUCUUGUUCCUGGUCCCCCUUCUUCUUGACUUCCUCGCCGAAUUCAAAGGUGCGAAGACAGGAUCCCAGAAGACUGAGUUUGUGCAGAUCUUCUAUUUCGUCUUCCUCUUCAUUCAAGUUUUCCUGAUUGUCUCAAUCGCGUCGUUCUUCGCGGCCUCUAUUGACGAGCUGUAUAACAACGUGAGGAAACUUAACACGGUGGAAUCCGUUUUGAACCUACUCGCCUACAAUCUACCGACUGCUGCCAACUACUUUUUCUCCUACAUGAUUCUGCAGGCCAUGUCCACAAGCUCAGCGACUCUUCUCCAGCUUGGCGCACUCUUUGUGUGGUAUAUCCUUGCCAGGAUUCUCGACAGUACUGCCCGUAACAAGUGGUCUCGAAACACCAACUUGCGCCAGAUCAAAUGGGGAUCAUUCUUCCCUAUCUACACCAACUUUGCGUGUAUCGCGAUCAUCUACUGCGUCAUUGCACCACUGAUUUCGGUUUUCGCAAUCAUCACUUUUGGUCUUCUGUGGUUUGCUCAGCGAUACGCUAUGCUCUAUGUCAAUCGAUUCGAACACGAUACAGGCGGUGUCUUGUAUCCUCGUGCUAUCAACCAGACUUUCACAGGCAUUUACUUCAUGGAACUUUCCAUUGCUGGUUUAUUCUUCAUCGUGAAGGACGAACAUGGAAAUAGCACCUGCACGCCUCAUGGCACAAUCAUGAUUGUGGUUUUCUUCCUUACCAUUAUCUACCAGGUACUUCUCAACUUCUCUUUCUCUCCACUCUUCCGCUACCUCCCCAUCACUUUUGAAGAUGAGGCAGUUUUGCGAGAUGAAGCAUUCCAGCGUGCUCAAGAUCGCCGUCUUGGCCUUUAUGACGACGAUGACCUUCCCGAGGAAGACGACGACAUGCAGGCAAAAGAGAAGGCUGCACAGCCUGAAACGAACCAUGAUAUUGAGCUGCGAAGGUUUGGCACACUUCGACGACCCGUGAAACAGGUUGGAACAUGGGCUAGGGACGGAGGACAACAACUCCGCAAGAUCGCGGUUGUCAAUAAGGCAAAAGACAAGAACAAGAGAGCAUCAGCCUAUCGACGACAGCACCGACAGAAAGAUAUCGAAGCGCAGCGUGCCAUUGGUGAAGCGCUCUUCGGAGGAAUUCACGACGAAAUCGAAGAUCUUACUCCUGAUGAGAGAGAUGCUCUCACUAGACACGCGUUUCAGCAUGAAGCUCUUCGAGCUCGUCGACCUACUGUCUGGAUUCCUCGCGACGAUCUGGGCAUCAGCGAUGAUGAGAUUCGUCGAACACAGGCGUACAGCGAACACAUCUGGAUCAGCAAUGAGGGCACGGCUCUUGACAGCAAGGUCCGUGUCGUUUAUGGCAGGGCUCCUCCAGAUUUCUCAGAGGUAGACUUGAUCAACCUGUAAACGAAAUGGGGUGGUUAGGAAAGGAACGUGAUACCGACGAGGGGUUUAGCAUUAGAUGAUAUACUGCUCGGGUUUGUUUUAGCAUUCACGUUUAUAUUGCAUUGCGUCUGUGGCUAAGAUAUGUCUGUCGCUCGUUCACCACAGCUUGCUGGCAAGAUGUGGUAUUACAGAUGUAUCAGGGCGGAUGGACUUCAUUGCAUGCCUGGCUCUUAGUUUGUCUUUUUCAUUCUGGAUACAAGCGAUGGUGCUGGGGAGAAAUUCUGAUUUUUUAUACUCCUUAGAUGAUACAAUUCAUAAAUUUCAUUCCUACGAGCA